Linum trigynum is the source of this 950-nucleotide messenger RNA. The record is from the annotation of a GenBank genome assembly. Lineage: Eukaryota; Viridiplantae; Streptophyta; Magnoliopsida; Malpighiales; Linaceae.
AUCAACUUGAACUUUGCAAUCAAACUCAAAUGUCUCUUCAAUGUGUAAAAAUGGGGUUGAUAUAUAAUCACAGAUCUUACAAAUGGUGGUGGGUUUAGGGUUUCUUUCUACCGUCUAACUGGGAAUUAACAACAGCUCACCCAAAAUAAAAGAAUGAAUGACAUUACAAGAAAUUCGCCUGCUAUGCUCCAACAUCCAAGGCAAAGUUUUGGGCAAAAAACAUUAUUUCUAAUCAUCGUUUAGCCAUAAAAAUAAUCAGAAGAAUCAUCAGAUCUAAAGCACGACUCGUGCUGCUGCACAUUACGUAACAAUAUGAUACACGAGGCGACUGAGAUGGUCUGCAAAGGAAGGAUGGAUAAAAUUUUGGAAAUUUGUUCUGUGGAUGUUGAUCUUUCUUUCCCUGUGUGCAUUCUUUAUACAAAAAGCAUUUUCCUCCAGCUCAAAGGUAUCCUGGAUAUGGUUGGUAAGAUUGCACGGGAGGCGGCAUACCUGAACCAUAGGGAUGGACCGGAGCCCCAUAAGCAUUGGCGAAAGGAUUUGCAGGCUGUUGGAAUUGUGGGGUGGUCAUCAUCAUCAUCUGUUGUUGCUGCUGCUGCCACAUGAGAGCCUGUUGUUGGUUGGCCAUUGCCGCCAUUUGCACGUUAUGAGAUGCAGCUACUCCGUUGGAAGCGAAGAAAGGAUCGUGUGGGGCUGCUUGCAUCACUGGACCGCUCAUUGGAGCAGCUUCCCAAGGGUUGUAGCUUGUGGGCUGACUGUUCCUUCUCAUUGCGUCGUCGUAUAGGCUGUCCAAUGUGAGUUUAUCUAGCCCUCCCCCCUUUAUGACAAUGGAAAGGAGUGAAAAGAAUCAGCAAGGGAAAAGGGUGUAGUUUAAAGGCCAAACCACAGAAAUACGGAUACCAAAUUCGAUGUGUCCUAAUCGUGUUCUAGCAAAAUGAAGAAGGGUGCUGACU